Messenger RNA from Xenopus tropicalis (tropical clawed frog), 7209 nucleotides. RefSeq names its product zinc finger protein 532 (gene znf532). The transcript has 12 exons. NCBI's taxonomy places the organism in Eukaryota, Metazoa, Chordata, Amphibia, Anura, Pipidae. Gene Ontology annotation, cellular component: nucleus. The coding region runs from base 1734 to 5765 and encodes 1343 amino acids. The record is from RefSeq and is a predicted model, not a curated record.
UAUAUAUAUAUAUAUAUAUGUACAGUUGUGUAGGGUAAUUAUAUAUCAUUCCCAUCAGCCCCUACCCCCCUAGAGCUUACAAUCUAGGUCCCUAUCUUAUUCAUACACACAGGAGCCAAAAGGGAAAACAAAUUACCCACAAGAAAUCCACUAAGCUGCUAACAAUUGUGCCACUGUGCUGUUCAUUGCAGCAUUUUGAGCAAGGGCCACAAUACUAAUAUUAUUUGCAUGUAGGCCAUCGUUAGCUAUUGCUGAACUCUCAAAGGCUGAGAACUGUAGUUUAACAAGGGCUUCCUUUGUUUAGAUUCCUGACAUAAAUAUUAAUAUUGCAGAUAUUAUUUGCUAUAUACAGUAUAUAUAUCACUAAAUAAACCCCUUGCCCAUUUCUUACCUUAUAUAUCUCAUGUACAGUAUAAUAUAAAGUAUAUUGUCUGCAAAUGUCAACACUGGAAAAAUUGACAUGCAGUAGCCACAGGGCAUGUUCCAUCACCUUUGCUUUACAUACAGGCCCUAUUAAAUGGUUUAAAAAACAACGUAUAGAAUGAUAACGUACAGGCAAAUUGGCACAUUUUUGUACACGUUAAUUAGCCAUCUGCAUCAUCUGCAUUAAUUAGUUUUAUGAGUGAAACAGCAGUAUUUCCUGGGAUUAUUUUCACAAGGUUCGGCCAGAAUGAGAGAAACAUAUUCACAUUUUUAUUUAUAAUUUUACUUGUAAUUUCACAGUUCUGGAAAUUCAAAAAACAAACAGAAAAAAAAAAAAAGCAAUCGGUGUAUGCUUUGAUUUGGGCUGGCAUCUGCAUCUUGUUGUAUAAGCUGGAGGCCUGAGAGGAGAGAGGGAGCGUGGCAGGAGAAGGGGACACAGAGGAAUCAGCUGUAAUGAGAAUGCAGGAACAAAAGGCUGUUGCAGAAUGAAGCUCUAAAAUAUUCCGCCUUGGGAAUGCCAGGGACAGAUCCUCUUGUCACUUCCUAAAAACAGGAAAUCGACCCCUCUGCUCUCUCUCGUCCCAGCCUGAUGCUUAUGUACACUGGCUCGUCCCGGCCUUCAGCUGGCUUUUGUGAUGGCUACAAGCAAGAGGAAAAAAACAUGGAGACCUUUAGUGAAUCUGGGUUGAGUUAUUCACUGUGAAACAGGGACUCCCAUUACUGUCCUCUCUCUCUCUCUCUCUCUCUCUCUGCAGAAUAAAGACAGCCCUUAGAGCCUUGGGGGAUUUUGGAUUGGCAGGGGAGGCUGAUGUUUAAAGCAGGCCUUUCCUUUUAUCAGUUGUGGAGCCAUCGCCUGGGCAGAGGCUUAGCCCACUGCAUGAAGAUGUCACUCUUGCCUUGGUGGCUUAUUCUGCGAAUUGCAUGCUGGAUGAAUCACUUUGCAAUGGAGAGACGGUGACAUAACCCUGCUGCACAGGGAACCAUAUUGCUUUCCUUGGAAACCUGGAAUAUAUGUGGUGCCUUCACAAUCACAGUGGAUGAUCCAGGGCCUCUCAUUUACAAGGCAGGCCCUGCCUUGUUUGGAUUUUUUUUUUUCUGUUUUUUUUUCCUACUCCUGAGUGUGAUUGCCUGCAGCGGUCUUAGCCUACUUCCGAGCAGGAAUCAGCCUACAUGAACACUGUGUUAUAGUUUGGUGGAAGAGCUUGCCAGAAGAACGCAUAAUUUAAAAAAAUAAUCACGUCAUGAGCAAGAUGUUGGCGGUCUGCACCAGGCAACAUAUCUGCAACAAAAAUAAAGAUACCUGCUUGUAAAUGCAGGGGGGCGUGGCUAGCGCACCCACAAGGGAGCAAGUACGUCGAGACACCACCAGGAUGCCGGUGGCCUCCAGUAGGAGGGGCAGACUUUAUAUUAAAAAUAAAGAGUUACAUGACAACCACCACGUAAUCAUGGGAGAUAUGAAGACCCCAGACUUUGAUGAUCUCCUUGCAGCCUUUGACAUCCCUGAUAUGGUUGAUCCUAAAGCAGCUAUUGAGUCUGGGCAUGACGAUCAGGAAAGUAGCAUAAAGCAAAAUUCUCAAGGAGACGAUGAUGCCCAUGUUCCAUCAUCCUCUGAUGUUGGCGUAAGCGUUAUUGUUAAAAAUGUAAGGACUGUGGACUCAGAAGUGUCAGAAAAGGACCAUCAUUCUGCCGGCAAUGGUUUGCACAAUGGAUUUCUCACAACAACAAAUCUAGACAGGUUCAACAAGGAGGAACUUAAAUCCUUAAAGCUUCAUACUGAUACUAUACUAAAGGCAUCUUCCUUUAAUCAGUUCAGUCCUAUCUCUAGCGCUGAAGAGUUUGAUGAGGAUGAAAAAAUUGAAGUGGUGGACCCACCUGAUCGGGAAGCCUUAAAAUCCAGUUUCAGUAGCAAUAUAUUGGAUGAAUCGGGUGUUGAGCAGGUGUAUGAAAGUGACAAGAUGCAUUCAGGAGACCAUUUCAUCAAAGCUGGCACAGCCCUCCCAGGCAGCCAAGAUAAGAAUAAAUCCAGUAAAAGAGAUUUGGAAGCCAGUUCCACCAAUUUUAGUGUGUACGAUACAUUUAAACUCCAGAAACUAGAUGAGAAACUUAAGGAAAGUGCCCAGAGGCUGCUGCUGGAAACAAAGGAGGAUGAAAAAAUAGAUACAGAAAAAAGUGAAGCCAAUGGAGGGACUAUCUCACAGCUGAGAGCAAAGUCUUCUGCAAAACUUUCUUCCUGCAUUGCUGCCAUUGCAGCUCUUAGUGCUAAGAAAACAGUGUGUGAUCUAAAGGACCUAGAACCCAGUUCUGGAGGAGCAUCCCCAGUACUUAAAGAAGGUGACUGUAGCCCCAUGUCUGCUGAUAAAUCUCCAGAUUCCCAGUUAACGGUGCAGAGUCUUAUAGAUGGUACAAAGAAGGUUCAGGCAAAGCAAUCAGACAGCCCAAGAAGUGUCUUGAGUGAAACUAGCAGCAAGGGUUCCCCUUCUUCUUCUGGUGGCUCAACUCCUGCCAUUCCUAAAGUCAGAAUUAAGACUAUCAAGACAUCUUCCGGUGAAAUUAAGAGGAUGGUUACCAGAGUGUUGCCUGACUUCGAUGUUGAAGAAUUGAAAAAAAAUGUAGAACCAAACUCUCCUGUGCUGGUUUCAUCACUCUUACCAUCUCCUUCCUCUACUCCUGUUCUUUCCUCGCCAACUAGAGCGUCCUUACAUCCGUCCAUAGGCUCACCGGUGGCAUCAACAGAUGUCGCCCCAAAGCAAGUGACCAUUAAACCUGUAGCCACGGCGUUCCUACCAGUAUCGGCUGUCAAAACAGCAGGCUCACAAGUGAUAAACUUAAAGUUUGGUAACAAUACUACAGUGAAAGCCACUGUAAUAUCUGCUGCAUCCGUUCAAAGUGCCAGCAGUGCAAUUAUCAAAGCUGCCAAUGCUAUUCAACAACAGACUGUGGUGGUUCCUGCGUCAAGUCUUGCCAACACUAAACUUGUGCCAAAGACGGUGCAUUUUGCCAAUCUCAACCUUUUGCCUCAAGGUUCUCAGACAUCUGAGCUUCGCCAAGUCUUAGCUAAACCACAGCAGCAAAUCAAGCAGGCUCUUGUUGCAGCAGCAACACCAUCAACGCCACCCAAAAAGGUGUCUAGAGUCCAGGUAGUGGCGUCUUCCCAGAGCUCUGUAGUGGAAGCCUUCAACAAAGUGUUGAGUAGCGUUAACCCCCUCCCAGUGUAUGUUCCCAACCUCACUCCACCAGCCAGUGCUGGAAUUACCUUGCCAACGCGGGGAUACAAAUGCCUGGAGUGCGGUGAUGCUUUUGCACUUGAAAAGAGUCUUCUCCAGCAUUAUGACCGCAGGAGUGUACGAAUUGAAGUGACUUGUAACCAUUGCUCCAAAAACUUAGUUUUCUACAAUAAAUGCAGUCUUUUGUCCCAUGCACGUGGCCACAAGGAAAAAGGAGUUGUGAUGCAGUGCUCUCAUUUAAUCCUAAAACCUGUCCCUACUGACCAGAUGAUUGUUGCUUCUCAGAAUAAUGCUUCUACCACGCCAUUGGCUACUCGGCAGACCCCAGUGGCUGUUGUGGCCCAUACGGUAACCAAGAUACAGCCUGGUUUGCCAGGGCCUGUGAUAUCUGCACCCAGUAACACACCUGUUGCUCCUGCUAUGCCUUUAGAUGAAGAUCCAGCAAAUCUGUGCAGACAUAGCCUCAAAUGCUUGGAAUGCAGUGAAGUGUUUCAGGAUGAAAUAGCCCUGGCCACACACUAUCAGCAAGCUUCCGACGCCACGGCACAGAAAACGUGUAGUAUCUGUAUGAUGCUGCUUCCCAAUCCGUGUAGCUAUAACUGCCACCAGCGGAUACACCAGCACAAAUCACCUUACACUUGUCCCGAGUGUGGCGCAAUAUGUCGAUCCGUUCACUUUCAGACUCACGUCACUAAGAACUGCCUGCACUAUACUCGCCGUGUCGGUUACAGGUGCUUGCACUGCAGUGUUGUGUAUUCAGAGUUGUCCGCAUUGAAAUGCCAUAUUCAAGGAUCCCAUUGUGAAGUCUUCUAUAAAUGUCCAAUCUGUCCGAUGGCAUUCAAGUCUGCGCCUAGCACACAUUCCCAUGCCUACACCCAGCACCCUGGUGUGAAGAUAGGAGAACCCAAAAUUAUCUACAAGUGUUCUAUGUGUGACACAGUAUUCACCCUGCAGCCCUUGCUGCACCGUCAUUUCGAUCAGCAUCUAGAAAACCAGAAAGUGUCUGUAUUCAAGUGUCCGGACUGCUCGCUGCUUUAUGCACAGAAACAGUUGAUGAUGGACCACAUCAAGUCCAUGCAUGGGACACUAAAGAGCAUUGAAGGUCCUCCAAAGCUUGGUGUUAACUUGCCCCUGAGCACUAAGCCUACCACCCAGAAUGCCACUAGCUCAAGCAAGGAAGAUCCCAAACAAGUGAAUGGAACAGAGAAACCAGAGAAAAAACCCAUCUCCUCUAACAAGAAUGCUGACUCGGCGGCAGUCAAGAAAAACUUAAAUGCAGGCUGGACCUGCUGGGACUGUGAACAGAUGUUUAACCAACGAGACGUUUAUAUAUCACACAUGAAGAAAGACCAUGGGAAGCAAAUGAAGAAGCACCCGUGCCGUCAGUGCGACAAGUCCUUCAGUUCUUCUCACAGUCUGUGUCGGCACAACCGUAUCAAACACAAAGGCAUCAGGAAAGUCUAUACCUGCAUGCAUUGCCCCGACUCAAAAAGGGUGUUUGCUAAACGGAUCCUGUUAGAAAAGCAUAUCCAGUUAAUGCAUGGCAUCAAGCACCUCAAUGUUAAAGAGACCCCAGAGGUGCCGCCUGCUGCAGAGCCUGCGGAGCACAAAGUGGAAGCAAAGGUGGCCACUGCGAAGCGCAAGUUAGAAGAACCAGAGGUGGAUCUCAGACCCCCAAGAGGAGCCAUCACUCAACCUCUGAAGAAGUUGAAAAUAAAUGUCUUCAAAGUGCACAAAUGUGCCGUGUGUGGUUUCACAACAGAAAAUCUUCUCCAGUUCCACGAACACAUACCCCAACACAAAUCUGAUGGCUCCUCGUACCAAUGCAGAGAAUGCGGCCUCUGCUACACGUCGCACGUCUCGCUCUCCAGGCAUCUCUUUAUUGUUCAUAAGUUAAAGGAGCCUCAACCUUCUCCGAAGCAGAACGGCUCCAAAGAGGACAGUCAGCAAGAGAACAAGCCAAGUGCAGAGAAAAAGGCAGCAGACCUGGUCACGUCUGACAGAACGUGCAAAGUCUGCGGGAAGACUUUUGAAAGUGAAGCCGCCUUAAACACUCACAUGAGGACACACGGCAUGGCUUUCAUUAAGUCCAAAAGAAUGAGUUCUGUUGAGAAGUGACAAUGAAACAGGGGACAACUUUUAAACUCAUAUAUAAAUGUACGUUUCGGAAUGUUUUUGGAAAAAAUCAAUUCCUACUGUUCGACUGAAUGGGGAAGGUAAAGACUCGGCGAGGAGCAAACUCGUUGCGAUCGGUGGCAAUAUGUAGUGUAAUGAUAUAUCAUCUUCCUCAUAGGAUACGUUCUCAUUAAGUAUUAAAAUAGUAUUUAAAAGGAAUACGUUGUACAACACAAGUGUAAAUGUAACUUAAUUUUGAUACUCUUUGUAAGGCGCUUGUAUGGAUGUAUAUAAAAAGUUUUGUUUUUUUUAUAUGUGAAAUUUCCAUGGUCAUGGGAUCUGUUGCCAUUCUGAGACUAAACAUAAACGCACUCAAAAGCUGUUUCAGGGUGAUAUAAAGGUACCUCCUUAACCCAUUUUUGAAAGUAAGGAUUGAUCUAGGUAUUCAGUGUUUAUAAACUGGCGGAAUGAAGGAUCUUCUGCGUGCCUCAAAGAUUCCAACAGAAUAAUAAUGGAUUGCCUUGGAUCAAUGUUGUGCUGGCUUUGCAACCUCGUUGUUACUCCAUGAUCAGUAUGUUAUGGGGUCACUUUCACAAAUCAUCCCUUUAUUUAUGUAUGCUUAUGUAUGCUUGCCUCCUCUCAGUGCCUGGAGUUGCAGAGAUGUUCUUCCAAGCAACAUCAGAACUACUGGGAGUGGGAAAGUCACAUCACAUUGCUAAUGUUUCCUUCAGAAAAACUGUGUUCCUUGUUGCCAUUGUAUUGGAAAGGUCAUUUUUACUACAAAAAAUGGCUGGACUGUACAUCUACUAAGAGACUCUGAGUUAGUAAAAGACUCCCAAUUAGUAAAAGCCUAUCUUCAUUAGUAAAACAUUUUAGUAGUUUCUUUUCCUAAAGGGAAACUAUCAUGUACAAUUUGUCCUUGUACCUGGAGAUAAAUGAUGCUAUCCUGUGGACCCGGAGACAACAACUGGGUCAGUCCAAUUUUGGCCCAGCUCGUGAGUGGCCAAAUCAGGCAUUAGAUCUACAGAUCUAGACCUCACUCAGUGAGUUCUGUCACACCAGGCAGCAGUACAGAUAAUGUAAAGCAGCCUUUACAAGAACGGCUAAUUGAUCUGGCAAUGCCUAAAUAGCAGGGUAGAUAAAAAGUGAAUCUGAGUUGGGCAAUGAUUGGCUCAACAACAUGAUAAAGAGCAUUAUAACUAUGUGAUGAUAGUUUCCCUUUAAAUCAAGUCUAUUUAUUUUCCAUCAAUGCCCUUAAUUUUUGCCAAGAAGUUUCUUAUUUAUAAUUUAUUUCCAUAAAGAAGUAAUGUUGCCAGUCUUUUGUAUCAUUUUGUCUGAAAUGUUGAUCAUAAUCCACACUGAUGGUAUCUGAGCGGAUUUACCUAACAUUGAGCCUAUCUGCCCUGCAUGUAUGUUGAUCAUUUUUAUAAAAUGGACUUGAAAUGGU